This is a messenger RNA of Ornithorhynchus anatinus (platypus), 1480 nucleotides long. RefSeq names its product hippocalcin like 4 (gene HPCAL4). The record is from RefSeq and is a predicted model, not a curated record. NCBI's taxonomy places the organism in Eukaryota, Metazoa, Chordata, Mammalia, Monotremata, Ornithorhynchidae. Gene Ontology annotation, molecular function: calcium ion binding. The transcript is spliced from 4 exons. The coding region runs from base 211 to 786 and encodes 191 amino acids.
UGGAAGGGGGUACAUACUGAUACAGGAGAAGAGACCCAGAGACAGCUGAGACGGGGAGCCAGGUCUCGUCUCGGGGCUCCGGACAGAGGCAGCAGAGACCCGAGCCUGCCCGCAGCCCCUCUGACCACCCCCUCCCCCCCACCCCCCGAGGGAGCUAAAGGUCCCGGAGCAGCGACCACACCUGAACCUCAGCUGCUCACGAGGUCCGCCAUGGGGAAGCAGAACAGCAAACUGGCCCCCGAGAUGCUGGACGACCUGGUGAGAAGCACGGAGUUCAGCGAGCACGAGCUGAAGCAGUGGUACAAAGGCUUCCUGAAGGACUGCCCCACAGGCAUCCUCAACCUGGAUGAGUUCCAGCAGCUUUACAUUAAGUUCUUCCCGUACGGCGACGCCUCCAAGUUUGCCCAGCACGCCUUCCGCACUUUCGACAAGAACGGGGACGGCACCAUCGACUUCCGGGAGUUCAUCUGCGCCCUCAGCGUCACCUCUCGGGGCAGCUUCGAGCAAAAGCUCAACUGGGCCUUCGAGAUGUAUGACCUGGAUGGGGACGGCAAGAUCACCCGCCUGGAGAUGCUGGAGAUCAUCGAGGCCAUUUAUAAGAUGGUGGGCACGGUCAUCAUGAUGCGGAUGAACCAGGAUGGACUGACCCCCCAGCAACGCGUGGACAAGAUCUUCACCAAGAUGGAUAAGGACCGGGAUGACCAGAUCACCCUGGAGGAGUUCAAGGAGGCGGCCAAGAGCGACCCCUCCAUCGUCCUCCUGCUCCAGUGCGACAUGCAGAAAUAGAGGCCCCGGGGGUCCCUCCCCGGACCAGGCCCUGCUCCCUCCCCGUCCUCCCUGACCCCUUGGUGUUUCCCCGACCGUUCCCCUCCCCGCACUCUCAGGCCCGGGCUGGGGGGCAGGUGAGGGUGUGGAGGGCCAGGGUCUCCCCGUGGACCAGGCAGAUCCUCCCCCUUGGUCACUUUCGAAUCUUCCUGAAGCCUCGUGCCGCCCUCGCCCCUCCUCGGUCCCGGGCCUAGAAGUAUCGCCCGAGAAUGGCCGACCUCCCUGGCCCCUGGCCUCCGGGGGCCCAGGUCAACGUUUGCCCAGAUGUGCCCACGGCAGGGCCGCCUGAAGUUCACGUGAAAUCGCCCUCUCGCCUCCCUCACCCCGGCGCCACUGCCCUGGCUCCUCGGCCUCCCAGUGACUGCCCCCCGCCCGGAGCGCGGCCUGGACCGUGGCCUGGACCGGUCUUCCGCCCCAGCUUUGUUUUCCCCCUAUGCCGGGUGAGGGGACCAGGAGGGGCAGAGAGAGCCGCGGGGAGCCGCUGCCCAGGAGAGCUGGUGGGGAGGGGCUCGGACCAACUGCCCAGGAGAGCCGGCGGCGAGGGGCUCGUGCUUUGACUGAUGUUGCUGUUCUCGGGGAAGGGCCCUCUGUGUCCACAAAUGCACAUUCAUUUUGAUUUUAAUGUUUUCAGGUGAUUAAACUGCAUGGGAACUGA